AAGCAUUGCUGUGAAAUUACUGAAAACAUAAGAUGGCAGCCACCUCACUUGUGUUUUUCGUACGGACUCUGUUAAUAGGGUUUUUUACGAUAGUUGCAGAUGCAGCACCAAAGAAUGGUAAAAUAUUCGGAGAAGAAUAUGGUCUGGAGGAGAUUGAGAAGCAACUUAAAGCUAUAAACAAACCUGCAAUUAAGAGUUUCACAACAGGCCGUGGUGAUAUCUUUGACUGCGUGGACAUUAAGAAGCAGCUUGCCUUUGAUCACCCUUUGCUGAAGAAUCACACCAUUCAGAAGGUCCCAAAUUUGGUUUCGAAAAGAAAGAAUGCUCCUAUUCGAUUUGAGUGCCCACACGGGACAGUGAUUGUCAAGAGAAUUACAAAGCAAGAUCUCCUUAGCGCACACAAAUUGAAAUCCACUGGAUUCGAAAGUCUGAGUCUCCAAACCAAUGGUAUACGCCCAAAUGGUCAUCAUUCUGCAGGGCUAGGAUACAGAGGCCAAGUUUCUGAAGCAAGUGGACAAAUAAACGCAUGGAAUCUUAGUGUGUCACCUGGACAAUUUAGUCAAGCACGCGUUUUGGUCUCCAGACAGUACAAUAGUAUCCAGGCCGGUUGGCAGGUCAACCCAGCUCGGAAUACCUCCACUCGCUUCUAUACAUACUGGACAGCAGAUGGUUUCAAGAAGAGAGGAUGUUUCGAUAUGCAUUGUCCUGGUUUUGUCCAAACUAGCCGAACAAAUCCACUUGGUACUUACGUUGAUGCCUUUUCUCUUCGAGAUCACAGGCAGUAUUACAUAGAUGUCAAGAUAAGCCGGGAUCCACGUUCACAAAACUGGUUGCUAUUUUACGAGAAAGAGGCAAUCGGUUACUGGCCUAAAGAAUUGUUUACAGCACAAGGCUUAGCUCAGGUAGCAUCAUAUGCAUCAUGGGGAGGAGAAGUCUAUAGCCCAAUUGGUGAGAAGAGCCCACCUAUGGGAAGUGGGAGUUUUGCACAAGAAGGGUACGGAAGAGCGGCUUUUGUCAAUGCCAUUAACGUGAGGGAUGGUUUAUGGAGACUUACCAAACCAGUCGGUGCGAAGGUUUACGCGGAUCAACCAAAAUGUUAUAAUGCAAAAAUUUUUGCGAGUGGUGAUGGUGAACCUUGGACCACUUCUGUGUUCUUUGGAGGUCCUGGGGGUUGCUAAUUAAAGUUAAGAAUUUGGAUUAAGUUUAUGGUUUAAUGAAAAAAAUAUUAUCUUAAA
Messenger RNA from Camelina sativa (false flax), 1235 nucleotides. Its product is annotated as protein neprosin-like. Lineage: Eukaryota; Viridiplantae; Streptophyta; Magnoliopsida; Brassicales; Brassicaceae. The record is from RefSeq and is a predicted model, not a curated record.